AUGAAUGAAUUCGUCGACACUGUUGUACGAAUCGAUAACCGCUUCUACGACCGACAGCGAGAAGAAAGCGAACUUAAACAAUGGCGCCGUAACCCAGGACGAGGAAACGGCGGACGAUUCCAACAAAGACGGAACUUUGGGAGAAGGGACAACGACCCCUACGGACCCAAACCAAUGGAACUCGAUGCAGCAAGGCUGCCUACCGAAGAACAGAAACGACGCAAAAACAACAACCUGUGCUUCAACUGUGGUAAGCCAGGACACCGAAUCAAGGACUGCCGAAGCAAGAGGCAGGAGAAACCCCAACAAUUGAACGCGACCCAAGAACGAAGAGGUGCGUACGACACUACUGGCACCGAGAAACCAGAACAAGGGAAGCCUCAACGGCUCUACGCGACGCAGGAGCGCGACUGGGAAGGCCCCAUGAUUGUGGAUGGGAGCAAGCCACCAGGACUGUAUCGGGAUGAGCGAAUGCUCUCCGAAACAGACGACGAAGAAUUCCCAGAGAUCGACUAUGAAAUCAUCGAAAACUCGCCGCAGAUGUACGCGAAGGAUCAUGCCGCGGAACUGACACAAAACAACGAGGUCUAUAUGGACGACCUAGUCCUUAGGACGCCCGCGCAAGCUGGUAGCGCGGAGGAACACUUUGAGCGCUUCAAGCAAGGCUCAGAAGAUAUUGAGAGUCAAGGAUGGACCCAGUACGGUCCCUGGAACACCAUCGACUCCCAGGAAUUGUCGGACGAUUCCCAGGAGUGGGGCACAGGAAAACCCCAGGAACAGAGAAACCUCGAGUGA
Messenger RNA from Penicillium alfredii, 795 nucleotides. Its product is annotated as C2HC-type zinc finger protein. Gene Ontology annotation, molecular function: nucleic acid binding; zinc ion binding. Bases 1 to 795 code for a protein of 264 amino acids. The record is from RefSeq and is a predicted model, not a curated record. The transcript is spliced from 2 exons. Lineage: Eukaryota; Fungi; Ascomycota; Eurotiomycetes; Eurotiales; Aspergillaceae.